GAUUAAGCGAUUAUAAGAUGAUUUGGUCAAUUUUUAGUAUAUAAAUGAUCUUUUUUCAUACAAUAAGAAACUCAUCAUUAAGACAAUGAAUAAACUGGUGAUAGUUCUCAGUAUUUUAUUUGCCAUUUUCAUUCACAUCAAUACAAUUGAAUGUGUUUGUAAAAAACUUGGAGAAGAAUGUCGUAAAUUACCAAAUAAACAAUGUUGCAAGGGUAGUGUUUGUCAGUUAAAAGGACUCAAAGGUAAAUGUGUUCGAUGCUUGCCAAAUGGAUAUUUUUGUACCAAAAGUAAAGAUUGUUGUCGUGGAAAAUGUAAAAUGUUAAAAUGUAAUGAUAAUGGUUCUCAUAUGAAAAUAAAGAAAAUAAAAUAAUUUUUAUUAGUAAAUGAAUAAAAAUGAAAUUUCAUACAUUUUAAAAAUACAAGAAAAAAAAUAUGCAUUAUUAAAAA
Messenger RNA from Heterobilharzia americana, 447 nucleotides. The record is from the annotation of a GenBank genome assembly. NCBI's taxonomy places the organism in Eukaryota, Metazoa, Platyhelminthes, Trematoda, Strigeidida, Schistosomatidae.